This is a messenger RNA of Manduca sexta (tobacco hornworm), 7481 nucleotides long. RefSeq names its product ensconsin. Gene Ontology annotation, cellular component: microtubule cytoskeleton. Lineage: Eukaryota; Metazoa; Arthropoda; Insecta; Lepidoptera; Sphingidae. Gene Ontology annotation, biological process: microtubule cytoskeleton organization. The record is from RefSeq and is a predicted model, not a curated record.
AACGAACCGAAGGUUGUUCGCCAUCGCAGUUUUUUCGUCGUUGUUGGCAGUGAACGGAACGAAGUGUCGUCGUAUAGAUCGCUCGCUCGCUGGCUGAAAAUAGUGAACCAAAGUAUGAGUUUUCGAAAUAUGUUCGAAUAAAAAGUGAAUAAGUGUGUGACUGUCAUCCGGCAAGAUGGUUGAUGACGUGAGAAAUAUUACCGAAACCGCUGAAAGUAAAGAGGCCAUAGACCGUGCCCGGCUGGCGCGCGAGCGGCGCGAGGCGGAGCAGCGCAAGCGGCUGGACGAGCUGCGCGCGCACGCGGCCGCGGCGCAGGCGCAGCGCGAAAAGCGCGAUGAGGAUCGCCGUAAGCGCCAGGCCGAGCAGCGCGCGCGCGACGACGACCGCAGACUGCAGGUGGAGGAACGCAAACGCGCGAUAUGGGAGGCGUCGAUAUCGCGCCGCGAGGCGUUGCUGCAACGCGAACGCGACCGCGCAGAGAGACUGGAGCGCGCGCGCGCCGCACGCUCGUCGCCGCGGCCCGCGUUCGCGUUUGGUUCGUCCACGCCGCGGCUGCUAGACCCGCUCGACUCGGCCGGCUUCUUCUGGGCCGCGCGCAGUACCAACCCCAUAGAUCAGAUGAACUAUUUUGAUUCACUGGCCGCAUCAACGACAAAUGUGAUGUUCGCCUCUGCGCCACUCACUAGACGCGCCUCUGCACUACAGUUGGACUCUUCGGACACUGACAACAAAGACGAACCGGACCGGCAACCGCCGCCCGCGUGGACGUCGGUGGCGCGGCGCCGCACCGACCUGGUGCCGACGGUGCCGCUGGGCCGCGCACCAGAGCCGCGGUCCGGCGAGACGACUCCAGGUUCGAGGCCGGGCAGUGCACUGUCGACGGCUGCGGGCGCGGCCACUGGCGUGGUGCGGCGGCCGAACUCCGCGCCAAGGAAACCGCGACCGGCAUCCAUCGCAGGCACGGGUGUGAACACGCCGCGAGCGGGCGUGUGCGAGGGCGGCGUCGCCGUGACGGGCGCCAGCGGGGCCAGCAGCGCCGCCACCACGCCGUGCAUGUCGCGCGACGGCUCGGUGGGCGCGGCGGGCCCGAGCGGGGACGCGCCGCCGCGCCGCGCCUCCGCGCCGCGCCGCCCGCGCCCGCUCUCACUGCACGCGCACUCGCCUAAACCUGCUACUCCAGCAAUGCCGGGAGACGGUAAACCGCCAGUACACAGAAAGCCAAAGCCCAAAGAACAUGAUAAGACUCCGCGCGGCAAGUCUCUGUCGGCGUCGCCGGGCCGCACGCUGUCGCCGUCGCCCGCCGCCUCCAAAGAGCCGAGCCAGGACAAGGACGUGCCGCAUAAGUCGUCGGUGGUGUCGGAGCAGAGCCAGGUGAGCGCGGCGGAGGUGACGCAGAAGCUGCAGGCGCUGCAGGUCACCGAGCGGGAACUCGACACGGAACAGACAAUCGAGAACAAUGAGUCGGUGGAAAUGAAAGAUGAAACGAAAGUCGAACAAGUGGAGAAGGUGAUCGAACAGAAGGUAGAAGUACAGAAGCCUGUCGAGAAGAAGGAGGUGAAGGAAGAGAAGAGGGAAGAAAAGGAGCCCUCGCAGGAGAAGACUGAUGACAAUGAAAUGACUGCGUCGAUGUCAGCGCGGCGCAUCACGACGGAGGAGCAGGCCAAGGCCGCGCUGGCCGAGCGUCGCCGCCGCGCGCGCGAGGAGCUCGAGCGCCAGGCCGAGCUCGAGCGGCAGAGACUGCAGCGCGAAGCGGAAGAGGAAGCGGAGAGACAGCGGCUGGAGGAGGAGAGACAGCGGCGCGAAGAGGAGGAGGCGCGUGAGCUGGCACAGUUGCAGCGACGCAUGGACGAGGAAAAGCUCAGAAAAGCCAUUGAGGCACAACAACAACUCGAGCGCGAAGAAGCGGAGCGUAAACUGCGCGAAGAAGCGGAGAAGCAAGCGAGGCUGCGCGAGGAGGAGGAGAAGCGUAAGGCCGCGGAGGAGGCGGAGAAGCUUCGCAGGGAGGAGGCCGAGAAGGAGGAGAAGGAACGCCUGCUGCGGAAACAACGCGUCGAGGCGAUCAUGGCGCGGACUAGGCUUAGGAAGCAAGCAGAAGAACAGAAGCAGCAAGACAAGCCGGCCGCCCCCGCUCCCGCCCCUGCCGCGGCCCCUCCCCCCGCGCAGGAGGCCCCCGCCACCACCCCCGCCCCCGCAGCAGCUUCUGAAGCUACUCCUUCAGUUCCCGCGCCAGUAGCUGCGCCAGCUCCAGAACCCACUCCCGCGGUCUCCGAGCCCGCGCCCGUAGUUCCUGAAGCGACUACCGUCCCAACGGAAACAGUUCCUGCAGUAGAGUCCGUCCAGGAGUCAGCGCCAGUGCCAGCCGUCCAGGAAUCAGCCGCGCAGGACAACGGCAACAUCGCCACUGGGGAUCUGUUGGGAUUCAACACUAGUCAGGUGGAAGUAACGCAAGUGGCGCAAGAGUCUGUAACGAGUUCAACAGUUUUGAACCCGACGCCGAACAACGGCAACCUCACCGCCGACCUACUAGGCCUGUCCGAACAAAAUAACACUGAGGACAACACACACGAACAGCAGGUGACGACAAAAACGAUCGACAACGCGCCGGCCAGCGCACCACCAACAACCAACAACGGAAACGCGCACCCAACCAACAUUGGACACAUCUCCGCCAACUUCCUGCAAACGGAGCGCGCCGCCAACGAGAGCCAAACCAAAAUGGCGGACGUGAAACUACUCGACGACGACUUCACAACGCACAACGGCCACGGCACGCAUUCCCAUCCGCUAACGCUGCAGAAUGCUAUAUAAAUCUGCGCGUGCAGUCGGUUUUUCAUUGCGUAUAUAUUGGCUGCGUUGGUCGAACGUUUGGUCCAAUGUUGGACGCGGUUUGCGAUGCGGUUCCGUAUUUCUUGCGCUUGAAUGCACUUCAUGUAAAUAAGGUUUAAAUUUCAAUCAACUUGAUGUUACUUGAUAUCUCUUUGGGCGACUUGAUGUUUCCAAUGUACUGUGCUACAUUUAUGAUUUCAAUUGAACACUUCCUAAUUAUUUUUCCAAUAAACUUUCUACUUAUUCCAAAUAUUUAUAAUUGCAACGUAAUGCCAACUAAGGCGUAUCUUCAAUAAAAACGGGAGUAAGGCCACAAUUUAGGCACAGGGUCAUGAGACCAAAAACCAUAGAGCUUGAGCGCAGUACAAAUAAAUUCAUAGACAAAAAUAUAAAAAAAAAAUCUAACCCUAUAGUCCUUCAGUAUUGCACUAGCAAAUGUAUAUUUAAAAAUGGUGCCUUUAUAAAUUAUUUUUGUAUUUUUGCUUUUUGUGCUAUUUCAUUAGAUUUUUUUUCUGUUAAAAAUUAACUAUCAAUAGAUUGUUAGGUGUUAGCUUUUGUAUGCAUAACAGCAAAUGUAGUUUUUAAUUUAGGAAGCUAAAGCAAAAAUCUUUUUAUAUAAAUUUGGCAAUCAAAACCUAGAUAGGGCCUAUGAAAUUUGAAACGAGACAAUUAGUACCAUCAAAAUGUAUUAAAAGCAUUACACGCACUUUGAUUUUUGAAGUGAGAAACAUCCAAAUAUUGUAUAUACUACACUGCUUUGAACAAAUCACGCAAAAUCACGCGUUAAACACAAAUCACACGAAACGGAACGUUAAAUUCAAAAUGGCGGCCAUCGACAAUCAGCCAGUAUACAUGCAUUGAAAAUGUUUCCGCGAGUACUCUAUGGUUCGGAAUGUCUACGGCAUAGACGGGUCCGAGCGGGUUAAAUAAGAUUAAUUUAAUGCAUUUAUCAUCAAAUUGUUCUACACUGUAUAAGCGAGUGUACGCAUUGAGUUACAGAUGUAUGAUGAUCAUAUUUGAACGUAAAUAUACGUUAACACAUGAUAGUCUGUAGUCUAUGGGCCUUUGUACACGUGUUAUGAGCGUAUCCAGGCGUAUAUUCAAAUCUUUGAUUUACGAUGGUGAUGCUUUUUAAACUCCGACGCGAAGUCGUUUCAGCCCUCUUAGAAUGACUCAAAAAAGCGAUCGUAAGUCGAUGUUUAAUUUUAAUGUUUGUGAUUGGUCGAGAGUCCAACGCGUCAGUUACGUGCUAGUCUAUCAACCAAUCACAUUAAAACGACACGGAGUCGUGUGUUGUUUUUUUGAGAUAUUCUAAGCACACUGAAUCGUCUUGUCAUUUGGAUAGUAGAAUAUGCUUUCGCCCACGAUGCAUUUGUGCAAUAACACGUGUGCGAAAGGUAAAUCGGCUGUAAAACGAUGCGAGUUUCCAUUACGGGAUGAAUCAGUAAUCCAUUUAUAGUUGUGUUUGGAUGUCGUGGGUAAAUUGCCCAAAGACUUCAGCGGGUAAUGUGUGGGCAUCAUUAUUUAUAGUUGAAAGGUGUAACACGUUUUCAACUAUAAUGCAAGGUUUAGACUAGCAAGUUCUUGCAGGAAUAUAUUUCCCAAAACUUCCAAACACGAGUUCUCGCAAGUCGUGAAAACUUCCUAGCCGCAAGUCUAAAUUUGCAGAAGCCAACUUAUCUUCGUUUUAUACACGAUAAAAUUGCUCCUGGAAGUCGACUUUGCAAGUCAAUUGUUAAUCUAAACCCUCGCUAAAAGCUUUGGCUGUACAUUCGUGCCGAGUCGAGAGGCGAAAUGGUGAAUAAAUAUGGUCGUUGCUGACAAAAUCUAUGCUUCUGUUUCGGUAAAUACAUAUGUCAUAACAACUGCGAUUUCAGCAGAAUCUUCGGUCCUAACUCUGCAUGGAUGUGGCACUAAAGUUUAAAGAAGAUUAAUUGAGCCUACGAUCAUUAGAAAAGUGUUGAAACAUCAUGAAAUACGGUUAAUUCAUUUAGUUUGUAAGAGCAGUGCGGUUCGGUUGUGAGAGUUGGCCAUGAUCGUUGUGAAAUCACGCCAUUGUUAAAUACAAUAAUAAAAUAUUCUUGCAAAAGGGUACUAGGAUAUCAUGAAAAGAGGGUAGUUGUCAAAAAUAAUUCAUUUAAAAAUACCCAUAAAUAAUCAUCGGGACAUAGAACCAUCAAAAUACGUUACGUCUUCAGACGAUAAUCUAUCAUUCUUGAUCGUUCAUCUCUUCCAUUAUUGAAUUAAGUGUUCGAUAAUUUCAAGGAAAAAAUAAGGUAUACUUUAGCUAACUAAAAACAAUGGCGUCGAUUCCACACGAUCUACGAUUUGUUGCUGCGUUGAAGUUACGCAGUGUGUACAUUAAUGUAAUGUAAAUUAUAAUUUAUUGUGUUGUUAUUAAAAUAACGGAUAAUUUACGGCUGAAAUUGCGCAGAUUCGGAUUGUGUACGACGGAAUAUUACGUCUUCAUUGCGAUUGAACAUAAUUUUUCUUUUCGAACCUGUCUAGGGAAAAAAUAGUUUGCUAUUUUAAAGUGUGCAAUUUAACAUAAUAGUUAUGCCUAGUUAUGGCUGUUCGUGAUAAAAGUGUUUUUUUACAAUCGUCUCUUUGGGAAUGUCAAAAAGGGCGUUUCUUUGUAAAUAACAGUGAAAAUUAAAUGAAAUGUAAGAUCCAAAUACCGAAAAAGGGUUUGUUUGAAAUACAGCAAAUGUAAGGGUCUGUAAUGUCUUACUUCAAGUACGAAAAUACACCGUGACAUGCAAUUUAUAUGAGAAUUGUUGCUAAUUAUAAUAUUUUGUCUCGAUUACCGAUAUAUCGAAACUUUAAUAUACUGAGGAAUACUAAGCAAUGGUUGAUUCACCAUGCUGUGACGUCACGGAAUACAGAUCCAAGUGAAAAAUGUCGAAACGAAAUGAGAAUGAAAUAGUGAUAAACGAAUAGAUGAGUUUCCUUUAUAUUGUGAGCAGAUUUAAUUAUAAUAGUUAGCCACAAGGGGAAUAAUAUUAUCUGAUAUAGUCGCUUUUGUGGGGCCAAACUGCCCUGCGCUUAGAACAUCCAGUUCGCAAUGUAGAACUUAUUCGAUUACUUUUAAAUAUCGUACCAUAGACAAACUAGAGAGAACAAAGAGUAUUCACGCUCUAUAUUUUGAUGCAUUGUCUGUGGUGCGAUGUAUAAAAACAUAAUGCUAUGCUUAAACAAAUAAUAAACGAGAAUAAUUUAUUUAACGACAUGCAUAAACAAUUUUUUUUUGUAUAAUGUAAUUGUAAUAAGUAGAUAGCGUUGAAAAAAAUAAUUUUAUUAAUUAUCAUAUUCACUUUAAUAUAACUCCAUAUUAUAUUUUGUUUUUUUUCGUAUCUUCCGUAUGCAGAACUGUGAGGCGAAGGUAAUGCCGCAUACGUUUUUUGAUUCCAUAAUUGUGGAUUUUUUUCUAUGUUUAAUCUUUAACCAAUUUUUAGUUGUUGUAACUAAUUAUCGUGGUGAUAAGCGAACGUUUACUGCUUGUGAACACAUCGUGGGAACCUCGGUUCCUUAUUGUAUAUUCCAUAUACUUCACAUUAUAAAUAGUAGUUUUUUCAAUUGCGUUAAAUUUUGAACAAGUUGAAUAUGAUAAUUUAUACAAACUGUGCAACGUUGUGCCUUUAUUAUUGGCACAAAAUCAUACAAUAUUAGACGAAUGAAAUUACGUCACAUAAAGCCAAGGACAUUAUUUUUCUAGUGAGUCAUGAGUCCAGAGUCAAAGGAGGCUAACAACACUACUUAAAAAAAAUGAUUUAACUUGUUCAAAGUUUGGCGAGCGGCGAUGAUGAUCGCUGGUUGAUGUCAAAUUUGACAGAUGUCAAAUAUGACAGCCACCAGCGAUCGUGGACGCUGCAAACCUUAUGUCUAACGAUUUUUGCUUGUAGGUAACAAUUUACGAUUUUUUAUGUUUUUAUUUUCUUUGCUAAUACACCAUUUUUCACCAUUCGAAAAAUGAAUCAUGUAGUUGACUAUACGAAACGGCCCUAUUUUUUUUCUUAUGACAUUAUUUAAUGUUGGAUGUUGCGCCGUCAGUCGAUAAUAACCUUUUCAACAGCAGUAAUAGCGAUGAAAUUCCAUUGUUUGCCUUUUUAGCAGCAUAAAUAUUAAUCAAUUUAAAAUAUAUGGAACCGCGACUAUUAUCGACUGUACGACGUGCGAUGAGUGAAUGAAUUUGGUACAACUGUAGUAUUUAUUACAACACUAUUGUGACGGGCCGCCAAUUGCGUUGCUAUAUUUAUUGUAAAAAAUUAGGAACUUUUUUUUCAAUGACAAGUUUAAUUUAAUUAUAAUUGAAAUAAUUGUAGGACAUUUAUCAAAUAUACUAUCUUUGUUUCAUAUUACAGUUAUUAAAAUAUCAAUAAAUUUUUUGCAAAUAAACUUGCAAGUUAUAAUGAAAGACGGCGGCCUGUCGAAGAGUGCGCCUGCGCAUCUAGCGUGUGUGUGUGUGCGUGUGUACGAGUCAUCAGGCCACACAUCAGUACGGUUGUUAGCUGGCAUAAUCCAUAAACAAAUUGUAUGUAAUGUAUUUAUGUAUAUCACAUUGAGACAUGGCUUCUAUGUACGUUCUAUUAUUAUGUUAGCGAUCGAUGGAUUUAUAAGGAGAAGUUUUAAUAAAAAAAUAUAUGAAUUUCACGUU